Molecule: messenger RNA, 1824 nt
Organism: Penicillium salamii
Lineage: Eukaryota; Fungi; Ascomycota; Eurotiomycetes; Eurotiales; Aspergillaceae
Source: the annotation of a GenBank genome assembly
AUGUCGAUCGACAGGCGGUCCAAUCAUCUGGACGCCUCUGAAACCACUCCCCUCCUGGUUCAGCCCGACGACUACGAUGUGGAAACAGCCUCUUCCCAUAAAGUUGAUGAAGAGCCUUUUCCCGUCUUGUCCAGUGCCAGCUCUUUAUCCGGAGGGCUUGAGGUAACUCCAGCUCUAGAAAGACAUGCUUCAAACUCUCUGGAGGAUGUCCCAAAGGCAGAAGACUAUGCAGCGCGGUUCAAUGAUGUGACACCCACUCAAUUCUGGGUCAUAUUCAGUGGAAUCUUGGCUGGCUAUAUGAUCGGCUUCUUUGACUCGACUCUCAUGGCUUCCAGUCACCCGGUCAUCACCUCAUACUUCAACGCAGCAAACUCGGCAUCAUGGUUGUCAACCGCCUUCUUGUUGACCUCGACCGCAUUUAUGCCUCUAUUCGGCCGUGUUUCCGACGCCUUCGGUCGUAAACCGGUCUAUCUCUUCUCGAUCGCAAUGUUCUUUUUCACGACGGCCGCAUGCGGUUUGGCUCGGAAUAUCGGCGACUUCAUUGCUGCUCGGGCGCUGUGCGGACUUGGUGCAGGAGGUGUGUUCUCCAUCGGUCAGAUCAUUUCCAGUGACUUGGUGCGGCUUGAAUAUCGUGGAAUCUACCAAUCUUAUAUCAAUCUUUGUCUUGGUGCUGGGGGUAGCAUUGGACUUGCCUUUGGGGGCUAUUUAUGCGAUCACAUUGGUUGGCGGGGAGCGUUCUUCAUCCAGCUGCCUCUCAUAUUUGUCUACUUCUUUGCAGCUGCAUGGACGGUUCCAGCCAAUCUAGGUCGAAAGACUGUUGGAACAGAGCACAUGAAAAUCUCACAGUUGAUCCGAAGCAUCGAUAUCACGGGAUCCUUCAUUCUGAUUACUUCUGUCACCCUUCUGAUCCUAGGAUUGAAUUUGGGAGGAAAUGUUCUCCCCUGGAGCCAUCCACUGAUUUUCACCUCCCUGUCAGUAUCCUUUGUCUUGGCUGUGAUAUUUGUGCGUUAUGAGCCACGCGUUGAACGCCCCGUGAUGCCGAUUGAGCUUCUUACAACGGACCCCCGAGCCAGUAUAAUCUUUGGCAGCUUCUUUGCUGCGGUGUCUAUCAACACCGUGGUUUUCAACGCUCCACUGUAUUUCCAGGCCGUCAAACUGACUUCGCCCACCACCUCUGGUCUACGGCUUGUUGCCUCCUCUAUCGCUAUCACGUUUUCCAGUGUAAGCACCGGAUUUUUGAUCAACUCUACCAGACGCCUUCAGCCAUUCGUUCUCAUUGGUGUAUGCAGCAUGAUAUUAGGUGGAUUUGCUGCAGCAUCGAUGGGCAUGGACACCUCCCACCCCGUUGCAAUGAUAUGCAUCUCGUUCUCAAGCUUCGGUCAAGGUUUUGCAUUCCCAAGUCUGAUGGUCUCUAUGCUGGCGACCAGUAAACAAGAAGACCAAGCUGUUGCAACAACCACGCUUGGUUUGUGGCGCAGCCUGGGCUCUGUCAUGGGUGUUGCUGUGAGUAGCUGGAUCUUCCAAAACGCUCUCAUUUAUCAUCUCAACCAGAAGGUCACUGGCGUUGAGAAAGACCAUAUCAUUGCCCUUGUCCGCAAAUCCGUUCAUAGUAUCUCCCAGCUAGAUCCUGUGCAUCGGUUAGAAGGUAUGUUACGUCCUUCAGCUCCUCACACUUCGAUGUCCAACCUUGCUAACAGAUCUUUAGUAACCCGCUCAUACUCCGAUGCUCUCCGAAUGACAUUCUUCUCGGCAGCGAUCUGGGCAAUCCUCGUAUUGUUCCUCAUGUGUCGCAUCCGUUUGCCACGCUUGAGAAGAAAGGCAUAA